AUGUUUAUCACAGAUAAAACCCUCCUCCACAUGCCAUAUAUCUGCGUGCUCAGCAUUACGGUGCUCUUAACAUACAAAGUCUGGCAUAACUAUGCCCAAAGAGGGAAGCUCCCGUUGCCGCCCUGUCCCCCUGGCAUUCCCAUCUUGGGAAACUUGAUUGAGUUUGUCAAAGACGCCAAGAAAGCAUCGCAGCAUCUGUUGCUUCAAAGGUGGGCAGAGAAGUAUGGGGAUAUCAUCGGAGUCAAAAUUGGACCUAUGAUCGAAUACUAUCUCAGCUCGGACCGGGCAGUGAAGGAAAUAUUCGAUCGUGCAUCUGCCGCAACUGCCGAACGGCCUCGUUGGAUCGUCAGCAAUGAGCAAAUUUGCAAUAAAAUGAACGUGCUUCUUCUGAAUGCCAAAACCGGACUCGCGCAAAUUUUAGGCACUCUUCCCGGGGCAUAUAUGGUUGACGUGCUACCAUUUCUGGAUUCACUUCCCAUGCUUUUCAAACCUUGGGAGCGGAAUGCCAGGGCACGAUUUAGAAGGGACUUGGAAUGGUGCAUGGAACGCCUGAAUUCCGGUGAUCCAGAAAUCCCGCAAGAGGGCUUUCUUCAAACUCUUCUGCAGGAUUCAAAUAAAUUCGGAGUUGAGCCGGAGGAAGCAGCGUAUCUUUCUCUUAUGGUGGUCAUGGCGGCAGCAGACACGAGUCAAAUGUCAACUUGGUCUUUUCUCGAAGCUAUGCUUCAAUUUCCGGACGUCCAAAAAAAGGCUCAAAAGGAAAUCGACGAUGUUGUUGGUGACCGAAUACCCGUGUUUGAGGAUCUUGACUCUAUUCCAUACGUGCGCUGCAUUAUGAAAGAGGUCUGGCGCUGGCGCCCACCGGUUGCGUUAGGUCAUCCCCACGUAACCACAAAGGAACUCGAAUAUGGAGGCUACCGUAUCCCGAAGGGCUCAAGAAUUCAUAUCAAUGCAUGGGCCAUCGGACACGACGCCAAUCGCCACGAAGAUCCAGAGAGAUUUUGGCCGGAACGAUAUUCUCAUGACAAAACCACAACGAUGGAGAGUAUCAACUCCACAGAUGUCACACGGCGAGAUCACUUUGCCUUUGGCUCAGGAAGGCGCGUGUGCCCCGGCUAUCAUGUUGCUGAGCGAUCUCUUGGAGUUUCUAUCAUGCGUAUACUCUGGGCAUUUGACAUCCAGCCUUCUCCGACAGCGAAGCUUCCACUAGAUUACUCACAAUACCGCGGACAGCCUCCAGGGAACCCGAAUAGCGAUCUACCCGUGUCUCUUUUGCCAAGAAAUGGGAAAGAUGGACUUAUAAGAAAAGCCUUUGAUGAGGCGACACGAGACAGAGCACCUAUGGCUCAGCUCUCGACAUAG
Molecule: messenger RNA, 1359 nt
Organism: Penicillium pulvis
Lineage: Eukaryota; Fungi; Ascomycota; Eurotiomycetes; Eurotiales; Aspergillaceae
Product: cytochrome P450
Exons: 11
Coding region: 1-1359 (452 amino acids)
Molecular function (GO): monooxygenase activity; oxidoreductase activity, acting on paired donors, with incorporation or reduction of molecular oxygen; heme binding
Source: RefSeq, a predicted model, not a curated record